Messenger RNA from Meleagris gallopavo (turkey), 1517 nucleotides. The record is from RefSeq and is a predicted model, not a curated record. NCBI's taxonomy places the organism in Eukaryota, Metazoa, Chordata, Aves, Galliformes, Phasianidae.
AUGUUAAGACAGAUUAAAAUACAUUUUUGGGUGCCUAAGACAUCUCAGGAAUCUUCUUUUCUGAAUGAGGAAAAUGGACAAGAGGCUGAUGACUUACUGCUUCAGGAUGUCACAGCAACUUCCAUACUUAAGUUUUUUCUUUUCCAUUCUCCAGGUCCACGGCUGGAUUUUGACCCUGAUAUUGUUGCAGCUCUUGAUGAUGAUUUUGACUUUGAUAAUCCAGAAAAUGUUCUGGAAGAUGAUUUUGUUCUACAAGCAAACAAACUAAAGGAAGGGAGAUCAGAUGCUGAUGAUGAAGAUGAAUGGGAAGAUGUGGAGGAUGAUAGUGAUGAAAAGGAUAGUUGUAGUAAUGAUGAAGAUUAUGAUUCAGAAGGCCCUUUGUCAAAUGAUGGGGUUAAUGACCAGGGAAGAGAGUUCCUGUUUAUGCAGGAAGAAACCAGGAGUCGUUUCACAGAAUAUUCUAUGACAUCUUCAGUAAUGAGAAGGAACGAGCAGUUAACCCUCUUGGAUGACAGAUUUGAGAAGUUUUUUGAACAGUUUGAUGAAGAUGAAAUUGGAGCCUUGGAUAAUGUGGAAUUAGAAGGCUAUAUUGACACAGACAACACUCGGUUGGAGGAAGUCUUGAGUGAUUUCUACAAAGAGAAAGCAAAGAAUUGUGUGAAAUUGGAUACUCUUGAACCGUUUGAAGACACUCCUGCAAAUGAAGACAGUGAUGAAGAAGAAGAAGAAAGAGUAGCUCUGGUUAUUGAGGAACCAAAAGAAAAGUGGGAUUGUGAAUCAAUUUUGAGUACAUAUUCAAACUUAUAUAAUCACCCAAAGCUUAUCGAGGAGCCAUCAAAGCCAAAGCCAAUAAAAAUUUCCUCAAAGACUGGAAUUCCCCUGCACGUCCUGCCUCAGAAAGGUCUUACUGCUAAACAGGUGGAACGCAUGCAAAUGAUUAAUGGCAGUGACCUGCCAAGAGCAUCGACGCAGCCCCGUUCCAAAAAUGAGAGCAAAGAGGACCGCAAAGCCAGGAAGCAGGCAAUAAAAGAGGAACGGAAGGAACGCAGAAUGGAGAAGAAAGCCAACAAGAUGGCCUUCAAAUUGGAGAAAACAAGGCAAGAAAAAGAGUUGCUCAAUCUGAAACAAAACAUGCAAGGACUGAAGCUAUCUUGAAAUUCAGGAACUUUCAUUGUGGAAACAUUGAUUUCAUCUGUACUGAGAAGGAAUUGCUAACUGAUAAGACUUGCCGGGCAUGCACAAAGAGGGUUAAUGGUAUUUGGUACAGCAAUAUCUGGCUUGUCAUUCUUUCUGAAGUUAUACCUUAAAUAAUGAAUUAAUGUCUCUUUUGUCGUGAGUGUCACGGCAACUGCUGCAAACUUUUGUUAUCCUAGAAAUGUAUUAAAAUUUUAAAAUAUAUUUUUCUUAUAAACUGUCGCUGAGGAGAAGGUGUCAUGUGUUGAAUGCAUUCAGCACUUCAGAAGAAUACUGCAGAUUUGAUCUGAUUCUUCCAUUAAAUUAUUUGAGUUUGUACAGAG